Molecule: messenger RNA, 2744 nt
Organism: Xyrauchen texanus (razorback sucker)
Lineage: Eukaryota; Metazoa; Chordata; Actinopteri; Cypriniformes; Catostomidae
Product: RING finger protein 223-like
Exons: 2
Coding region: 445-1092 (215 amino acids)
Biological process (GO): protein ubiquitination
Molecular function (GO): ubiquitin protein ligase activity
Source: RefSeq, a predicted model, not a curated record
ACAGAGAUGAAGAGAAUUUAAAUGUUACACUUUGAAUAUCCUCCUUCAUCCCAGCCCUCCGCCUCCCCCCUUCUCUGGCACUCCCUCAAGGCCGUGUUAUUGUUCCUGCCUAUCAGUGUCAUUUCCAUAGCUAGUGCUGAAAGAGAGUGGAUAAAUUGAGGCAGAUGAGAGUGGACACGAGACAUAGAGGAGUGUAUUGCAAGCACACCAUCAGCCCACCUGUGAUCAGCUGCACUUAUAACAGACUCCUUUAAGGAACACAUAACAUUAUCAAGAGGAUUACUGACAGUCUCACAGCUGAUAAUGCAUUUCAACCCGUAGAGAGACAGAGUGAUGAGAAGAUACAGGAAUCGCUAGAAGAGGGAUACACUAAACUAGUGCUCAAGUUAUCAGAACAGUGAAUCCACAAGAGGAAGUGACUGGUAGUCACCAUAUUCCUGCAAGAUGGAGCCAAGCCAUGUGGUCUGGCAAACCCAGGUGGUCCGACUUGAUGCACAACUGGAAAGGGCAAGCUCUCAUCCUGAAUGUUCCAUCUGCUUUAACACCUACGACAAUGUCUUUAAAACACCAAAACAGCUAGAUUGCACCCACACCUUCUGCCUCGAGUGUCUUUCCCGCAUCAUGACCACCUCCAUGGACCCCCAAAACUCUAAAAUAUCUUGCCCAUUCUGCCGCCACCCCACAACCGUCCCAAAAAAGGGCCCCCCAGCUUUGACCACCAGCGAGGAGGUGUUGUGUCGUCUGCCUGUCCACCAACAGCAGGAAGAGCCUGUGUGGUUGGAUGGGGAUAGGCUGUGCUAUCAGCAAUCAAUAGACAUGCCAGGCAUGCCGGCCUUCUGUAUCUGCAUCGACAUCGGGGCCAAUGUACAUGGUGCUGUUUCUUCUACCCAGUCUCGACCAAGACUUAGGUUGCUGGAUCAGCUUAUGGACUGGAAACGGUUGGUGAUCUUCAUCGUCCUCAUGGUGCUGCUCAUAGUGAUCUUUCUGUGGCCCCUGCAGUGCAUUGUCACAACUGGCACCAUGCGUUGUGCACCCCAGCACCCACAGCCACAUACUACCAUAGCAUCAUACACAUUGGUGCCAAAAGUGUAAGAUACACACAUAUCUACUAUAUAUUACUUAAAAACUGGAACUCUAUACAUAUCCAUCACAGAAAAAGUGGAAUAAAUCAGAUCUAGAUUGCUGUUGGACUUUCAAAGAUAAGAAUUUGCAAAGAUCUGUGUGUGAAAACACCUUGUGAAGCCUGUUGGGUGCCAAGUGAGAUGCAGGGGGCAACCAAGCUGGGGUAUAUGAAAGCUAAUUAUUGAAUAAAUCAAUUUGUGAUCCAUUAAUUCUUCAUAGAAUACAUAAAGAUCUGAUCCAGUGACUCAAACAGCAACUAAUAAUAUGGAUUAAAAAAGGAACAUGCUAGUUACCAAAAUGAGCAACUUGAAGAUAUGGUUAUUUGCAUCAAUGAGGAAAAGAAAUUGUGUUUAGCAAUUGUGACAAGUCAUUCUAUAAGUGUAAAAGUGUCAAAGACCUGACCAUUGUAUAUGACAAAACUGACUGACCGACUGCACUGAUCAAAACAGCUUUUUUUUAAAGGAAUGUUCCUGGUUCAACACAAGCUCAAUCAACAGCAUUUACACUAUUAUGUUGUAACAUUAUCUGUGUAAAGUUAGAUCCAGUACUGGCAUUACUGGCUAUUGGAUUUAACUUUACACAGAUAAGUUAAGCAUGUUAGUGUAACGGUUACCCUGUCUUGUCUCACUGUUGCCCUUUGUUUGUAAUUUUGUCACUUUUGUUAUUCCUUAGUUUUCACUUUUGUCACCCUUGUACCUCCAUAGUCUUGUUUUCCCUCGUGUUCACUGUUCAUUGUUUUCACCUGCGCUUGUUAAUUUGCCUUUGGUUUCUGUUAAUCACCUUGUCACCUAGUUUGUGUUCUGUUUGUUCAUUGGCCCCUUUUUCCCAUGUUUUUGUAUUUAUAUCCUGGUUUUUGGUUUAGUCCUUGUCUGUUGUUGAAUGCUGUUGUACGUAGUUUGUGCUUGCUCCCAUGCCUGUGUUUUGUUUUCAUUUGCCCAUCGUGGUAGUUUUUGUAUUGUUUGGUCAAAAAAAACGAACAGAGUCUCAGAUUCUUUUCUCAUGCGGGUUUUUUCCGUUUUUAUUCACCUCCUAGUUUUCUUACCACAUAUUUCACCCACUGCCCCCUAGAGCAUAUAUUCAGGAACUCCCUAACAUAUAUGGGAAUUACAAAUAGAUAUUCAAACUUGAAUAUUACAGUUUUGUUUAUUCAUGCCUGUUUGUUUCCUUUAAUCAAUAAACCCGCAUUUGGAUCCUCAUCCCUUGUCUGACUCCGACCUCAUUCGUUACAGUUAGCAUGUAUAAUGUUUAUACCUUGCAGCUGGCUUUUGAAAUGUGGCUGGACCAUUCACUUCUAUUAUAUAUUCCAUACCGUAAUUGUAAUGUUUGCUAGUAAAACAUUUAGUAAAUAAAACAUUACGGUAAUCGACAUUAUGCCACAAAUGCUGUCAAUUGAGCUUAACUUCUAUUGAAUCUGGAACAUUCCUUUAAAAAUGGUUAACUAGAUCCCAUACACCUAAAUUUGUAAAGAUGUUUUAUACAAAUUUUUGGUAACAGUUUAUUGACAGCAGUCAAAAGUAAUCAAUAGAAAACGGAACAUUUCCAACAUUUGUAUAUACGUAUUGCGCUUAAUUGUAUUGCAUUCCGAAUUGUGUUUUUUGUUUACAAAAAAUAAACAUCUGUUG